AUGGCGUUUCGAUGGUUUAAAAGAAGAAAAAAACGUUUUUACACUCACCCACUGCCUGAUGGUAAACCAACGGUUACAAUGGCUUACAACACGAGUUCAACAUCGAUACACAUAAGUUGGAGAGCUCCCCAUAAAAGUACAAUACAUGGAGAAUUUCUUGGUUAUAGAAUAUCGUAUAGGCCGAGAGAAAAAGCAGACGACGAUUUUAAAGAAAUUUACAUUAGAGAUUCAAACGUGGACGACGCAUUUCCGGUUUUAUAG
Pediculus humanus corporis (human body louse) is the source of this 261-nucleotide messenger RNA. RefSeq lists its product as uncharacterized. The transcript has 3 exons. Bases 1 to 261 code for a protein of 86 amino acids. The record is from RefSeq and is a predicted model, not a curated record. NCBI's taxonomy places the organism in Eukaryota, Metazoa, Arthropoda, Insecta, Psocodea, Pediculidae. Gene Ontology annotation, molecular function: protein binding.